AUGUGUGCAGGUGAAGCUGUGUACGUUGAUGAUAUCCCUUCCCCAAAGGACUGCCUUCAUGGGGCACUUGUAUAUAGCAGAAAACCUUUUGCCCACAUAAAACAUAUUGAAGUUGAAUCUGCUUUAGCUUCUCCAGGAGUGGUUUCCUUUGUUUCAGUCAAAGAUAUACCAAAAGGAGGACAAAAUGUAGGACUUCAAGCAUUUUUUGGCGAGGAACCUAUAUUUGCUGAUGAUCUUACUGAAUACUCCGGCCAACCCCUUGGAGUCAUGGUAGCAGAGACUCGGAAACUUGCAAAAGCAGCUGCUGAUCAAGUGAAGGUAUCCUAUGAUACACAAGGUUUAGAGCCACCUAUUUUAUCAGUAGAAGAGGCUAUCGCGAGAUCUAGCCUUUUUGAGAUCCCACCAUCUCUUAUUCCAAAACAAGUGGGUGAUUUUUCGAAAGGGAUGGCUGAAGCAGAUUACAAGAUCCUUUCUUCUAGGGUCGAAACUGGAUCACAAUACUAUUUCUAUAUGGAAACUCAGACAGCAAUGGCAAUCCCUGAUGAAGAUAAUUGCAUAACUGUUUACACCUCAACUCAACUGGCUGAGAGUGCCCAGGUCACAAUCGCCAAAUGCCUUGGUAUUCCAGAGCAUAAUGUGCGUAUCAUUACGAGAAGAGUAGGAGGGGGGUUCGGAGGAAAGGGCACAAGAGCAAAUCUAGUUGCAGCGGCUUGCGCAGUAUCAGCAUUCAAGUUUCGUCGCCCGGUUCGCAUGUAUCUCGAUCGACAAACAGAUAUGAUAACGGUUGGGUCCCGACACCCAUUGAAGAUGUUCUACACUGUAGGAUUCAAAGUCGAUGGGAAAAUCACAGCUCUGCAUGUGGACUGUUUCCUCGAUGCUGGAUAUUCAGUUGAACUAAGCCCCCUCAUCACCUCCACCAUAACUGCAGCACUAAAAAAAUACAAUUAUGGAGCCCUUUCUUUAAACUUUAAGAUUUGCAAAACCAACUUCCCAAGCAAAUCAGCCAUGAGAGCACCUGGAGAUGUACAGGGUGCCUUCUUAGCUGAAACCAUCAUUGAACAUGUGGCAUCUACUCUCUCUAUGGAUGCCAAGUCCAUUCGAGAAAAGAAUCUCCACAACUUUGAAAGUCUCAAGUUGUUCUAUGGUCCUUGCGCAGGUGACAAACUUGGUUACACUUUGCCUCUAACUUUGGAGAGGUUGGUUUUGUUUUCAAAUUUUAACCAAAGAACUGAAGAAAUUCGAGAGUUUAAUACCACAAAUAGAUGGAGAAAGAGGGGGAUGUCAAUUUCGCCAAUUAUUUAUGAAGUCACCGUGAGGCCCACUCCAGGUAAAGUGAGCAUUUUAAAUGAUGGCUCAAUAGUUGUUGAGGUUGGAGGGAUUGAAUUAGGACAGGGGCUCUGGACCAAAGUUAAACAAAUGACUGCAUUUGCCCUCGGUCAGCUAUGGAAGGAUGGGAAUGAUGAGCUAUAUGAGAGGGUAAGGGUUGUCCAAGCCGAUACGAUAAGUAUGGUGCAAGGAGGGUUCACAGGGGGGAGCACCACAUCUGAAUCAAGCUGUGAAGCUGUUAGAGUUGCUUGUGUUGUUUUGGUCGAAAGGCUUUCACCAAUCAAAAAGAAAUUGUUAGAGAACGCACAAGAAGUUGCAUGGGAUGCUCUGGUUAAACAGGCAUAUUUCCAAUCAGUGAACAUGUCUGCAAAUGCAUACUGGGUUCCUGAUUCAAUCUCAAGUCAAUAUCUAAAUUAUGGCGCUGCUGCAAGUGAGGUGGAAAUAAAUCUUCUUACAGGAGCUACGAUGAUUUUACGAACUGAUAUUGUCUAUGACUGUGGGAGGAGCUUGAACCCUGCUAUGGAUAUCGGACAGAUUGAAGGAGCUUUUGUCCAAGGAAUUGGAUUCUUCAUACUCGAAGAGCAUGUCGUGGACUCUGAUGGAAUGGUAACAUCUGAUGGGACAUGGACCUAUAAGAUCCCCAUUGUUGACACCAUACCCAAACAAUUUAAUGUAGAGAUGCUAAGCAGUGGCCAUCACCAAAACAGAGUUCUCUCAUCCAAAGCAUCUGGAGAACCACCAUUACUAUUGGCUGGUACAGUUCACUGUGCUAUUAGGGAGGCCAUUAAAGAGGCUAGAAAAGAUCUUCAUUCAUAUAAAAGUUGCUCAAAUGAAAUCAUUGGGGAAGAAUGUUCAGCCACCUUUAGAAUGGAUACCCCUGCAACCAUGGAUGUGGUGAAGAAGCUAUGUGGGUUGGACAAUGUUGAGAAAUAUUUACAAAGUUUGGUUCAUCACCAUUGAGAAGCUCUCUCUCGUUCAUCAUCAUGAUUAUCUCUCUGUGUGUUUUUAUGUUUGUGUUGUUGCAUGUGUAUUGAAUGUAUUCACAGUAGCUUGCUCAUUGUGUCCAUAGAUAAGAAGAAAACUUAUGUUCAGUAUUAUAAAGGAUGUUACUGUGAUUGUAGACAAUGAGAAAUUACAUUUUGUUUACUCAGGUCACAAACACCCCAAUUUUCUAAAUGUAAUAUUGGACGGCUGUGGUGUAACGUUUCUCUACACAAAAACCAAUGAAUUUUUUCUCGGACC
Messenger RNA from Amborella trichopoda, 2568 nucleotides. The record is from RefSeq and is a predicted model, not a curated record. NCBI's taxonomy places the organism in Eukaryota, Viridiplantae, Streptophyta, Magnoliopsida, Amborellales, Amborellaceae.